Molecule: messenger RNA, 843 nt
Organism: Acanthisitta chloris (rifleman)
Lineage: Eukaryota; Metazoa; Chordata; Aves; Passeriformes; Acanthisittidae
Gene: GPR157
Product: G protein-coupled receptor 157
Exons: 4
Biological process (GO): cell surface receptor signaling pathway; adenylate cyclase-activating G protein-coupled receptor signaling pathway
Cellular component (GO): plasma membrane
Molecular function (GO): G protein-coupled receptor activity
Source: RefSeq, a predicted model, not a curated record
GCAGAUCUGCUCUCAGCCCUCUCCUACUUCUACGGGGUGCUGCAGGACUUCGACAGGACCUCGUGGGACUGUGUGCUGCAGGGUGCCCUGUCCACCUUCGCCAACACCAGCUCCUUCUUCUGGACCAUGGCCAUCGCGCUCUACCUCUACAUCACCAUCGUCCGGGGCUCGCCCACGGGCACGGGCUUGCUCUGGUGCUUCCAUCUCGUGAGCUGGGGCAUCCCCCUGGGCAUUACAGUGGCAGCUGUUGCUCUGAAGAAGAUUGGCUACGAUGCCUCCAAUGUUUCUGUGGGCUGGUGUUGGGUCAACCUGGAUGCAGAGGAUCAUGUCCUGUGGAUGCUGUUGACAGGGAAGGUUUGGGAGAUCCUGGCCUAUGUGACUCUGCCAGUGCUCUACAUCCUCAUCAAGAAGCACAUUAAUAGAGCGCAUGCAGCACUCUCAGAGUAUCGCCCCAUCCUCUCAGGAGCACCUGCAUUUCAGCCCAGGACUUCCAUAGCAGACAAGAAGUUGAUUCUCAUCCCUGUCAUCUUCAUCAUCCUCCGCAUCUGGAGCACCGUGCGAUUCAUUCUGACCCUCUGCAACUCCCCUGCAGUGCAAAACUCAGUCCUGGUUGUCCUGCAUGGAAUUGGAAACACGUUCCAAGGAGGUGCCAACUGCAUCAUGUUUGUCCUCUGCACACGAGCGGUUCGGACUCGGCUGCUUUCCUUCAUUUGCUGUGGCAAAUAUGAUGAGAUGGAUUGGUCUCUGCAAAGGUCAAACAGCUCCUGGCAGCACCCAGAACCCCACAAGGACAAGGAUGUGCCAGGCCCUGAGCAGACCAAGCCCCUGCUCUCCAGCACCUGA